AUGGAAACCACAAAGCUUCAGCUGGAUAUGCACAAGAACAACUCUUGGCUCUACUGUAAGCUUGGAAUCCAAACGUUGGGCCUUGUCCUUCGAUCUGGCAUCACCAUCACCAGUCCGGACCCCAAAGCGGAUAGCCGUCUCCAGACUUCCUGGGACGCACACGAGAAAGGAACCAUCAAGGUCAUCGUGGCCGGAUUACCCCGAACCGGCACGAUCAGCAUGAAAAAGGCACUUGAAGAACUAGGCUAUGGCCCUUGCUUUCACCUCGCAGAGCCUCUUUGCCAAUUCGACAAUCUGCGACAAAGUGCCGCUAUCAUGAACACAAAGGACACGACCUUGCGCCGCAUCAAACUUGCCAAGCUGUUACAAGGCUGCGAGGUCACUCUGGAAGUCCCAGGAAGCGCGUGUCUGCCCGACCUUCUCGAGAUGUAUCCUGAUGCCAAGGUCAUCUUGACUGAGCGCACGUCCGCCGCUGUUUGGCUACGCUCGUGGCGCGGGUUUGGUAUCGAUCUGCGAUCGGACUGCUGGCGCUGGGUUGGAUACUGGGUCCCCGGUGUCGUGGCCGCCAAUGACCUCUACCGUAGCUGGAUGGACCUUUCAGCAAAGCGAUUCGGCAUUCGGCCGGAGCCAUCAGAAGAAUUGUACCAUGCUCAUGGUGCUUGGGUGAAGCGUAUUGUACCUCGUGAGAGACUGCUCGUCUUCAAGUGCCAAGAUGGAUGGGCACCCCUUUGCGGGUUCCUUGGAAGACAACGGCCGAACCCUUUCCCACACGGCAACGAGGCUGGUUACCUGCGGUACUACAAACGGGUUGCGAUGGUUCUGGGAAUCCUCUUGUGGAUCCUCGUUGUCUCCUUCGCGAUCCUCUUGCUAUUUGCGACGAUCGCAAUCGAGUAA
This is a messenger RNA of Penicillium diatomitis, 894 nucleotides long. RefSeq names its product sulfotransferase family protein. NCBI's taxonomy places the organism in Eukaryota, Fungi, Ascomycota, Eurotiomycetes, Eurotiales, Aspergillaceae. The coding region runs from base 1 to 894 and encodes 297 amino acids. The transcript is spliced from 2 exons. The record is from RefSeq and is a predicted model, not a curated record.